Messenger RNA from Trichobilharzia regenti, 4019 nucleotides. Lineage: Eukaryota; Metazoa; Platyhelminthes; Trematoda; Strigeidida; Schistosomatidae. The record is from the annotation of a GenBank genome assembly.
GUUCAUGCUGUUUUUUUUCCAACUAUUCUAAUGCUCGGACUUACUGCAUGAAGCUGGCAGGACCGCAAAACUGGUGAAUCCCAUUAUUUGGCUUUUGUUUCAUAGCAAAAAAGUAUGUCGAUUUCCUAAGUCCACAUAUCAGAUGAGCCAGUGUCCUGCAAAGAAUUUAAAUCUUAUUUGCCAAAGUCCUUCAUCUUACACUAGCUCCGGUACUGAGAUUCACCCGUCUACCUCAACAUGCCAGUCGACAGCAUUUCGCAAUACUCUACCAGGCGUUGGCUCGUUUUUAGAUAAAGCUAACAGUUUAUCAAACUAUUCUCCCAUUAAACAGUAUAGUAAAACAUCUGAUCCUAUUUCUGAAAACAUUUGUAUUAACAAUGAAUUUUACAGCAACAGUCCAUCGUAUCCUUUGAAAUCUGAAGAAGGCACUAAGGAUAUGCCUAAUGAUUUUACUGAUUCAACUAAACAUAUCCAGUCAUAUUCUGCCUCUUCUCUGGAACCUAUUGAUUCCCUAAAUUUUAACAUGUCUCUCCAACCCAAUAAAUCUGUAGUAAAUGAUUUUACUCAUUCACUUCCUAUGGAUCAUACAGAUUUAGAGGAUGGUGGAUUAGAUUUAGAUCGAGUAUUUGUUGCCAUUGUUGGCGAUCAAAAUCCUGAACAUAAUUUCGAUAACGAUGACACAGAGAACUGUUCCCUUGAUAAAUCGAGCUUUUAUGAUAAACAAUUACCUAACGAUACGCAAUUAUCUGUGUGUCAGAGUAUAUCCAAUAGUGAUUCUGGAGGUGAGAAAUUGUUACAUUAUUAUUCCGUGAUGGAUGCUGAGGAAACGAAUUACGCAAUUCAUUCAAAUCCAUCCAAUCCUCUAAACGAGUGUAACAUUUCUCAUGAAGACUCGGUCCUUGAUGACAAUCCUGUUUAUAUAAGUGGUAAUGCACAGCUUCCCACUGUCAAGCAUUGUAAGUCACUAAAGAAGUUAACUGGAUAUUUGCCGGAACAUUGUAAUGGAUCUCAUCCUGCUAAUCAGUCUGAACAUGUCUUACCUCCAAUUAUGUUGAGUUACAGUAAUUCUACUGGUUGCAAUAGUCCUAAUCACUCGUCACUGGUUCCUAUUUCUUCACCUACACAAUUGUCUCACAAUCCAGUAAACUUGUCUUAUCCUGACUUAUGCUUCGUUACUGAAUCAUCAUGCUCCAAAAAUCUUCCACAUCCACACGACGUCCACAGAACCAGACCAUGCAAUACGGAAUUAACUCCGCUCUGCAACAUAUCAAGAGAAGCCACACCCAAACCAGCAUUUUCAAUUCCGGGGGCCAUUGUCAAUCCCCAAAUCUCAACAUCUAGCUGUCAUAACACUUAUCCCUUCCAGUCUUUAGUUUACACCUCUGAGAAGAAGGAUGCCUAUACACCUAAUUCUGACAGCUCUUCGGUUAUGGAUAUGUCGUUUUGUUCAUCUGCAAAAACAAGUUCACCACCUUCAGCUUACUUAGAAAUCUAUUCACCAUGUUCAGACGAUGAAACCACCACACUGGAAAAUCUUGAACGUGAUCAAAGCAGCGAUUGUAUUCUAGAAACAUCUCUGGUUACAGAAGAUCAAACAUCUAAAUCAUCAGUAUCCUCUGACGCUGUGAUCAAGUUAUGUGUAGUUUGUGGUGACAAAUCUUCAGGAUUUCACUAUGGAGUUAUAACAUGUGAAGGCUGCAAGGGCUUUUUUCGACGAGCUAUACAAGGUAAUCAAUCAUAUACUUGUUCUAGAGACGGUACUUGCGAGGUCAAUAAAACAUUACGGAAUAAGUGUCAGCAAUGUCGACUAGUUAAGUGUAUCGCUGUUGGGAUGUCAAAAGAUGCUGUUCGCAAAAGACGUCAUGGUAAAAAACGCUUACCGUCUAAUUCUGCAUUCCCAGUUACUACGACCACAUCUAAUUCAGGCACUUCAUGUAAAUCUGUAACCAAAACAUAUUCAGCAUCAUUGAUGAAUUCUACAAGUGUGUUGCCAACUGCAUCCAAAAUGCAUUUAAACACAAUCACACUAAAUCCUUAUGAUGUGCAAAUGAAAUUAACAACUAGUUUACAAUCUUUACCGCCUAAUAUACCUUCACAGAUUGUGGUGUUUAGUAAUAAUAAUUAUUUAACUAAAGAAGAUCAAUUGACAUUGGAUAAAUUUGAUAACUUUUUAAAGUAUUGUCAAGAACAAGCUAUAAAAUAUCAAACAAAUAAUUGGAGUAUAUAUAAAGCUGAUCACUACUCUUUAUCUGGAUCUCUGUCUAGGCAUUUAUCUCCUAUAAAGCAAACCUCAAACACAUUAGGUGAGUCAGUUAAAUUGCUCACUGUGGAUGAGAUAUUCUGUCCUGCCCAGCUUAAAUUCACACAUGAAUUCGCCUGUCAUUUGGAACAGUUUACACGACUUUCACAGCAUGAUCAAGCUAUUCUAUUAAGGGAUUCCUUGCCUGAACUUGCUAUAUUAAUGUUGUGUCGUGAAAAUCGGUGUAAUGUGCCUACGGAUUCUUCGUCUAACACAAGGAUAAAUCACCAGUUGAAUUGUUUAUUCAGUCCAUGGUUUCCGAAUGCUGUAGUUACAGAUUCAUCUUUAGAUUGUUUACAUAUGACUAGUGAUAGUAUAACAGCUCAAAGUGUUUUCCAGUUUGCUGCAAGACUUCAGCGUUUACAUCUGACAAAUACUGAAUUUGGACCGUUUAUUGGUGUGAUACUCUUUACUCCAGAACGUUCCAACUUAUUGGAUAUUGAUUUUGUCAAUCGUACACAAAAUCUAUGGGCUGAACUAUUACGUCGUUAUUGUGAAAGUCAGGGGUCACAAACACGUUGUGCUCAUUUAAUUAUGAUAUUAUCUACACUUCGUGAACUUGCCGCCAAAAUUACGCAUAAUUUAAACUCAUGGUAUAAAUUAACUAAAUCACCAAUAUCAAAUUGUCUUAAAGAAUUUCUGUAUUCUUCUGGUUUAAAUUCAACAAAUGAUUGCUUUUAACUGGCUGACAAUUGAAAUAGUUAUUCAUUAAUUUUUCAAUGUAUAUAUAUAUAUAUGUAUGAUGAGUGGGAUCAUUUGAGAAGGUGGGAGAAGGAAGGAAGAGGGCCAAGACGACGGAUGAUUGAUUGAUUGUCACACUCACAUAUCAUCUACCUCAGGGAUAAUUGUCUUCCUGCAUGUUUUAUGUGUGUGUGCAUGUAUGUAUGUAUGUAUGUGACUUUAAACAAAAUUCAACAGUUGUUUGUGUAAUCAGUGCAGUGCGCAUAUAUUUGAGCACUAUUAAUUUCCCUUCAAAUGCAAUAAUACAUUCUACUUCAAUAUACACAUAUGCUCAAUCAAUGACGAAUUCAUUUUUUUAAAUUGAUUUUUAACUAUUACGUUUUUAAUGUACGAUAAUUUUUUUAUGGGAAAGAAUGGAGGAGUUCUACUGUGUAAUGUGUGUGUGUGUGUGUGCGGGUGUGUUCGUGUAUAUGAUAACUCGCCAUCUCUUCUCCUUAUUCUUAUCAUUAUUGUUACUUAGUGACCUCGUUUAUCAUUUUCUACUAAUCAACAACGAUCUCAUAUAUUUUCUGUACGGAUGUAUACGCACAAAGAAUGCAUUAUUAUUUUGCUUAUCUUUAUUAUAACUAUGACUAUGAUUAGUGUUAUUAUGACAAUUAUAUGACUACUGUUCAUAUAUAUUUACCCAGUGAUUUUAUGGCUUCCCAUGACUACAACUAUUACUUAUUACUAGGCGCCUUUUUAAUUUUUUGUUAUUUUUUUGUGAAUUUUUUUUCUAUUGUCUAUUUCUAUGUACCAGUCAGUGAGGAGUGUGUGCACCCCUAUUGUGUACACAUGCGUGCGUGCGUGCACGCAAAAAUACCACGCACUUCUGUUCUUUAUGAAGUGUCAAUUUUUUUAUUGGUGUUAUUUUUCUUCCUUUCUUCUUCUAUUUCUAUGAGUGAUAUCUUUGUCUAUUAUGGAAAUUUUUUUAAAAAUAUUUUUGUGUAAUUAAAGCAUUUUAAAAAUAAUACAAACGACAAUAUUAUGUUGCUUUCUA